AUGCGCAUCUACUACUGCAAGACUAAGCCUGGCCUUCGUUUCAUUGACUGUCAAGUCCGUCGUGAUUUUGGUUCAGCACCGGAAGGAGAUCUUGAUGGCUUCUGCCGUAGCGGAUGCUCUAGCGACCGUGUGAGAAUGAUACUCGACACUGCGUUUUACACCUAUACUUCCAAGCUAGAAGGAGAACAGGAUCCCUGCUGCAAGUUAAACUACUACGAUGAAGUGCUCGUUCCCAAUGACAAGAUCACGGCAUAUAAGGAAAUCAUGGCCGAUUGGCUUGAGAACGAGACAUGCCCCAACCCCGCCAAGGGAUUGGGCAAGCGAUCUGUCACAUACCCGGUCGUGCAGGAGGACGGCAUCGACGAUAUUUCUGGAAAAGCAACAGACGAACUUCAGAGAACCGUCCUAUACCAGGAAGAGAAAUACCCCUAG
Fusarium redolens is the source of this 432-nucleotide messenger RNA. RefSeq lists its product as uncharacterized. NCBI's taxonomy places the organism in Eukaryota, Fungi, Ascomycota, Sordariomycetes, Hypocreales, Nectriaceae. The coding region runs from base 1 to 432 and encodes 143 amino acids. The transcript is spliced from 2 exons. The record is from RefSeq and is a predicted model, not a curated record.